AUGUCCGUCAUGCGCCAUGGAGGAGGCGGCGGCUUCCUCCAGCGCCGCCUCACUAAGUUGUAUACCGAUACCAAAACCUCUUGUGAAAGUGUCACCACGGCUUCGAAGGCACUUGACGACCCCGAACUUAUCGCCCUUCAUCAGAGUUUCCAAAAACAACGAGAUCGAUUGUUGGCCUGGGGUUUGGAUUGGAGCGACGACAGCGCCGCUCAGCCCAACGACAUCGAUGAGUCUUUGACUGCGGCGGGAUUCAGCGAUGUAGUUGAAAGCGUUAUGUCUUCGAUCCAGGACCAACUCAACGAGGCCGAACGGGUUCAGCACCUCGACCCGCCGAUGCGCCCUUCGAAAGACCGCAAAAUAGACCCGUCCAAAGAAGCUCUCGGAAGCGGACCCCUCAAAACCCAGUGGACAGACGAUGAUAUCAGCCGGUCGCAAACAAUUUUGAGUGACUUGACGGCCUGUAUUGACACACUAUACGAUCUCUCCCGCUCACGGCGGACAAUGGCCUCCAGCAUGUCGUCAUCCAAGCGCCGUGCUCGACCUAUUCCGGCUUCACCACAUGGCUCCUAUUCUGAAUCAAAAGAAAAGGUCCAAAGCCCGAAGCAAAACUCCGAACAAUAUACCCUAUCUCCUUCUGCUAUCCAGCGUGAUUUUGGCGCUCCAUUCAUCUCAUCCCACCAUCUUAUAAUCCAACGAUCCGCCUUGCAGCUAUAUGGGGGCGCUGAUGAUAACAAUCCUCCGCCGUAUGAACCAGUCGCGGCUUCUUCUAAUUCGCGUGCCGUUGGUCGAUUGAACACUUCAGCUUCGCUUGCCCUACAGAGAUCUACCAAAGAAUCUCAUGUAUCGGUCUUAGUUGAGUUCAUGCCAAUUAUGGUGGAUUCCCAGAGGAACUCGAAGAAUUCCCGUCUGGAAAAGCUACAACAAUCCCUGGAGCAGUUGCUACAGAAUGCCAAGGUCUCUCAUCUCGGCCUAUUACGAUUUCUGGGCUACUGCAUUGAUGAGCCUAACGCUCGUUACGCCUUCCUUUAUCAGAUGCCCGUCGAUUAUUUCCCAUUUUUACGCAACCCGAGUGACUUGUUGAAAGAAUUAAAGCCCAUGCCGCUUGUAUCGCUUCUGCCUUCUCCUUCUGCAGAAGACUAUCGCGAGAAGCGGAUGCCAAAUCUGGAGACGCGCUUUCGGCUUGCCUAUGAUCUUUUGAUGUCUGCCUUACAUCUACGAACUCAAAAUGCAGUCCAUGGUAAUAUAAACAGUAGCAACAUCAUUUUCUUUCCUGGCCGGACAGAUGCGAAUAACGAUGAAAGUGGGUUGGCUCCCGAUCUUCGUCGUCCUUAUCUGACUUCUCCGGCUCGGUUCUCUGGAGACGGACCUACCCCCGAGCCAUUGAGUACGGCCAUGUAUCGCCAUCCUGAAGACAAGAGAAAUGUUGACGAUGAUGGUGCGUGGGCUUAUGACCUCUACUCGCUCGGUUUGAUUUUACUGGAAAUUGGUUUAUGGGCACCGAUUGGUCGCCUAUGGAAGACGAAGUAUGACCGCACCUGGUUCAAGCACCGCGUCGAAGACUUGUACGUGAAGAAGCUUGGCGCAAAAUGCGGUGGCGCAUACCUCCAGGCUGUGCAGCUUUGUCUUGAUGCGCCAAACUUCCAUCUUUCUACACAACCAAUGACGGACCUUUCCCUCCGUGUUCCUCAAAUAUACCAUUACCCCGUCCUUGACUUGUCCGAUCCCGACGGAACGUUUUCUUUUUCGAUGAACUUUAUGUACACCAUUUGCAAGAUUUUAUGGUCAUGCUGUCGGAUUGAUAUCUUUUCGGCGCCGUCUGCCGAGGAAUUGGAUGACUACCUACCGCUAGCUCUUGUCCCCACCCCCGAGCCUACGCCCGAAAAUGAGCAGGUAGCUGCAUAUAUGUCCGCCCGUGAGACAUCUCUCUUGGACAAGAAGCUGCCAACAAUUCCCGGUGAACAGUGGGGUACAGUGACACAGGAGAAAAGCCUAGAAAAGCUCGCCAAGAAACGCACAGUCAAGCGGCUUCCUAAUAUUGAUAUUCCGGAUGAGCAUCUACAAGAAUGGAAUUUCCAGAUGAUGCCGAAAUUGAGCCGACUCCUACAAAAGAUUCUGAAAGAGUCAAACGAGUCCUGCGGGGCCACUUUAAUGAUGACCGGAGAAUCAGCCGAAAACGCUCGGACCACUAUUUGUGUUACAUGUGCUAGUGUUAAGAAAGUUCGAUCUGCCCUGAAGAAACACUUUCAGAUAGGCCGUGACGAUUGGGAUCUUAUUGUUCUUCGAGGUGACAUCGAACGAUCGAAGGUUCCUCGCAAUAAACGCCGCAAGCCGGCGAAGACGCGUCCUAACGGAUCCAAUGAAACGCCUUUUCGUCAACGAGAACUGAAUCCGUGUUACCAGCAACGACCCUUAUGCGGAGCCUCAAUUGGUGCUUUCCAAAAUGAGGAACACUUACCUCCAGUUUCUUAUGGUGGAGCAGUCCUAGUCGAUGGAAUGCCCUAUGGUCUGACUGUCCAUCACAUGCUUGAGGCCCCAAGUGAUGAUGAAGGCUACGAGAAUGACGAUCAAGAUGGCCCGGCUCGCUCCGCAGGUAACUGGCCUCGCAAUACGCCCACGAUCCCGCAAACGGAUUUGAUGUAUACUCAUCCGGACAGUGAACGAUCGGAAUUCAAUCUAGACCUCGAGAUCUCGGAUUUUGAAGAUGACGAUGAUGCAUCACAGGGCCCGGAUGGCGGCCACGAUGAAUACUGGCUAUCUGAGGAUGACUCCUCUGACGAUGAAUCUAUCGACCCCGACAAUGAUGACGACGACGCUGCAUCAAUAGGCGACACAACUGGCAUUGACCCUGGUGAAGAACCACGUCUUUUUGUCACCCAACCGGCCAUUGAUGAUGUCCAUGAGGAUUUUUUUCCAUCCCCCGAAGACCGCGAUGAUGAGCAUCUUGCCUCACAUUCAUUAGGUUACAUCCACGCCUCUUCGGGUGUGCGACGCUGGAUGUGGAAAGGAAUUAAACAUGAGAUCGACUGGGCUCUCAUCAAAGUCGACGAUUCCCGCAUGGAUCCUCGAAAUAUCAUCAUUGAUAACACGACGUCCUCCCCUACCAGACCCACCCCUGGACGACUCGCCCAACGUCCACCCAUAUAUCUCAAUCAAAUUGCGCGGAUGGAGGAAUUGGGUGGUUUGCAGGUUCUUUGUUGCGGCCGUACAAGUGGACUACAAUCUGGUCUCAUAUCGAAGGCAAUGACGCUGGUCAAGCUGCAUGGUCGGCACUCCUUUUCGACCAGCUUCUGUGUCAAUGGGAAUUUUGGAGCCCCCGGCGACUCCGGCGCAUGGGUAUUUGACAGAUCCAACGGUCGCGUCUGCGGUCAUGUUCUAGCCUGGUCCGAGAAAACCAACACUACCUACAUUGCCCCCAUGGAAGUCACCAUCGAAGACAUAACCCGCACCCUCAAUGCCACCCUCGUCUCCCUACCUGGCGAUCCCACCCAGUCUUUGGGGUAUGCAUCCUCUGGCUCGCCGCAAUCGGCCCAAUACCGCUACCAAUCGCAACAACUUCCUGGAGACUUCGGUCGCUUGACUGUUGGCGGCCCUCCCACGCCCCCAAUGCCUCCGCCGCAUGCUUUCCCCCACCCUCAUCCGCACCCCCACUCCCAUCCUCACCAUCCAGGCUUCGGUCGGCCUCCACCACCACCUCCCCCUCCUCCGCGCCCCGGCUCUCGGGAAGCUCAUGGUUUCCGCGGCCGGAUGUCCCCUAUACCACCUUCCCUUUUGACAGGACCUCGCAAUGUUGAGCGUCAGCUUGCCUGA
This is a messenger RNA of Penicillium verhagenii, 3807 nucleotides long. RefSeq lists its product as uncharacterized. Lineage: Eukaryota; Fungi; Ascomycota; Eurotiomycetes; Eurotiales; Aspergillaceae. Gene Ontology annotation, biological process: protein phosphorylation. The transcript is spliced from 2 exons. The record is from RefSeq and is a predicted model, not a curated record. The coding region runs from base 1 to 3807 and encodes 1268 amino acids. Gene Ontology annotation, molecular function: protein kinase activity; ATP binding.